Messenger RNA from Gopherus flavomarginatus (Mexican gopher tortoise), 973 nucleotides. RefSeq names its product olfactory receptor 4D2-like. Gene Ontology annotation, molecular function: G protein-coupled receptor activity; olfactory receptor activity. Gene Ontology annotation, biological process: G protein-coupled receptor signaling pathway. Gene Ontology annotation, cellular component: membrane. NCBI's taxonomy places the organism in Eukaryota, Metazoa, Chordata, Testudines, Testudinidae. The transcript has a single exon. The coding region runs from base 29 to 973 and encodes 314 amino acids. The record is from RefSeq and is a predicted model, not a curated record.
UUCUGCAGGCACAUUUUGCAAUUAAUAAAUGGAGAAGAAUCUCACCACCCCAGUAACAGAAUUUGUCCUCUUGGGUCUCACUCAGAAUCCUGAGCUGCAGCUAUUCCUCUUUGUGGUUUUCUUCAUCAUCUAUGUGAACACUUGGCUGGGAAACUUCACCAUCAUCACCACCAUGAUCACCGACCACCAGCUCGACACCCCCAUGUACUUCCUGCUGGCCAACUUGGCUUUCUUGGAUGUCAAUGAAUCAUCAGUAAAUGCUCCAAAAUUGCUCUCAGGUCUCCUCACCCAGAGUAAAACCAUCUCAUUCAAUGAGUGCAUCCUUCAGAUAUUCUUCUUCCACUUCAUUACUGGUGCUAUGGUCUUUUUACCUGUGGUGAUGGCUGCCGAUAGGUACGUAGCCAUCUCUAAACCACUGAGAUACAUGACUAUCAUGAACAGGGGUGUGUGUGUGGUGUUAGUGUUAAAUGCAUGGCUGGGUGGAUUGGUUCACUCUGCUGUUCAGCUUGUACUGCUCCUCCAGUUGCUGUUCUGUGGUCCAAAUGUCCUGGACAAUUUCUACUGUGAUAUCCCACAAGUCAUCAAACUGGCCUGCACUGAAACUCACUUGUUUGAAUGGCAGAUGGUCUUCAAUGCUGGAGUGCUGCUCAUACUAGUAUUCAUCAUUCUGCUGAUUUCCUACGCUGUCAUCUUAGUCAAGAUCAGGACACAUGUCAUGGAAGGGAAGCGUAAGUCUCUGUCCACCUGUGGAACCCAAAUUAUCGUGGUGUGUUUACAGUUCAUAUCUAGCAUCUUCAUCUAUGCUCGGCCCUUCAAGCAGUUCACGCUGGACAAGGUGAUAUCUGUCAUUUACACUGUAAUCACCCCAGUGCUGAACUUGAUGAUCUACACGUUGAGAAACACUGAGAUGAAGAAGGCCAUCAAGAGACUGAUGAGGAGAAUGCUCUUCUCAGGGAGGGAAAGAGAGACAUAA